CACACCGCACAGAGAGAGGGUGAGCUCUCUUACUUUGUCCUACUGCGCAUCUCGGAAUGAUUGUCGUGUAGUUGUUCUCCGGCAACGAACUCAUUGGCUCUCUGUCGUCAGUAAUUAUUUUUCUCUCCCAGCUGGCAGAAAUCCGUCGUGAGUUCCUCCUCACAAGAUGUAGGCUGGAAUUGCUGCUGUGCUGGACGAGAGAGAACGAGAGAUAAAGAGAGGGAGAGAGAGAGAGGUGCAGCAGCCCGGUCCGUUAUGUUGUAGCUUUGGUAGCAGCUCUCAAUAUGCGCGCAACGCUCAGAGAGAGAGGACCGUCACUCAACAGCGGCAGCAUCAUCAGCGGCAGCGGCAGCAUCAGUCCCCGCGAUGGAUUGUGUUCUGUACAGCACCGUGUGUGCGCGGAGAUGGAGGCCGUGAAUGGAAUUGGAGAAAAAUUAGGAUAGCAAAUGAAAAGCCAAUAUUCACGAUUUAUCACAUUUACAACAAUGAUUUCUACUUGACAGGAAAGUUGAUUUUGGACACUUAACAGGAUUCCGCGUCGCUACCACCCGGGGCUUCAGUAGGGCAUCAGUCGUGCGCGUUUCCGCGGCAUAUUUGUGACUGUUUUCAGUGGCAACUAUAUUGGACAUGACUGAUACUACUAUCCUUAUUCUGUUUCCCUGUUGCGCACGAACCCCAACCGAACGUCAUAUUCUGAUCUAACAGAGUAUGCCUUUUGAGAAUAAGCGUGGCAAUAAGGGUUUAUCAUUCACUCAGAUGGGGAUAGAGGAUAAUAACAUGAGGAACGGCCGAGGCCUGUCGGAUCAAUGGGCCGAUAGCGUGGUGGUUCGGCCACGGACCACAGAGCGGAGCAUCACCGUCCACAAAAGACUGGUCCUGGGGUUCGCCAUCUCUAUACUCACUCUCAUCAUUGUCACGGUAAUCGCGGUUCUCCUCAGCAUCCGGUUUGAGGAGUGCGCCGGGGAGAGUAGCUCACGAGCGGGCAACGGCUCCAACGCCAAGUUUAACGGGUCCCGGGAUGGGAAUGGGAACCACAAAGACGAGGAAACCCAACCGUGGCGACACCACCGGUUACCUGCAUCUCUCCGGCCCCGCCACUACGACCUCCGACUCGCAGUGUACAUGGAUAACUUUACUUUCUCCGGGGAAGUGAACAUUGAAUUCGAGUGUGUAUACACCACCAAGUUCAUAGUGCUGCACAUGGACGGUCUCGAGCUGGAGAAAGUGGCAGUGUAUUCGGAUAACAAAAAACCCGGAGUCAUGAGAAUCCACCGCCAGUUCCACUACCCAGCCAACCAGGUUUAUGUGAUCGCGUUGCACAGGGAACUGAAGCCCAUGAGGACUUACAAAGUAAACAUUACUUUUGAAGCUCAAAUAGAAAAUGAACUCUUGGGAUUUUUCCGCAGCUCGUAUAUGCUACACGGCGAGAGAAGGUACAUGGCGGUGACACAGUUCUCCCCCACCCACGCCAGAAAGGCCUUCCCGUGUUUCGACGAGCCCGUCUACAAGGCCACGUUCCGGGUGAUCCUGAGGCACGACGCAUCCUACCUCUCCCUGUCCAACAUGCCCGUGGAGGCCUCCAUCUCGGACGACGACGGCUGGGUGACCAACCACUUCGCCCGGACUCCUCGCAUGUCCACCUAUUACCUGGCCUGGGCUGUCUGCAACUUCACCUACCGGGAGACCAUCACCGACAGCGGAGUGGUGGUUCGUCUGUACGCCAGGCCCAACGCCGUCCAGAGCGGAGCGGGCGACUACGCCCUCCACAUCACAAAGAGACUUCUCCAGUUCUACGAGGAUUACUUCAAAGUCAAAUACUCACUGCCCAAAUUAGACCUCCUGGCCGUUCCCAAGCACCCCUAUGCCGCCAUGGAGAACUGGGGCCUGAGUGUUUUCGUGGAGCAGAAGAUCCUUCUGGACCCAGAGGUUUCCUCCUUCUCAUAUCAGAUGGAGCUGACCAUGGUGGUGGUGCAUGAGAUCUGCCAUCAGGUUAAACCUCGAUGGAGAUCAAAGGCAACCACCUGGUACCAUCACCUGGUACCAUCAUUACUGUGGUUUGGCGACCUGGUGACUCCGGUAUGGUGGGAGGACGUCUGGCUGAAGGAAGGCUUCGCUCACUUCUUUGAGUACGUUGGAACGGACUUUCUCUUUCCCAAAUGGAACAUGGAGAAGCAGCGGUUCCUGACUGACGUUCUCCACGAGGUGAUGCUGCUGGAUGGUUUGGCCAGCUCCCACCCCAUUUCCCAGGAGGUCUACGAGGCUGUGGACAUAGACAGAGUUUUCGACUGGAUCGCGUACAAGAAGGGAGCUGCUCUCAUUCGGAUGCUGGCAAACGUCAUGGGAGAGCAGGUGUUUCAGAGGGGACUCAAUGAUUACCUGAUGACACACAUGUACAGCAACGCAGCCCGGGAUGACUUGUGGAACAAGCUCACUGAGGCCAUGCAGAACGAGGGCAAAGACAUCAACAUUAAGGAGGUCAUGGACCACUGGACCCUCCAGAUGGGCUACCCAGUAGUGACCAUCAGUAAGAACGACAGCCUGGAUCACAGUGUCACCGUCACACAGGAACACUUCAUCUACGACCAGGAUGCCAAGAUCAGAGACCCAGACCUCUUCAACAAAAGUUUUCAGUGGCAGAUUCCUCUGACAUUAGCCACGGGGAAUUCAACUCACAGAUCCCCAGAAGCCAUCAUCUGGCUCUCCAACAAAACAGAGACGCACAAAGUAGGCCGGAUGGAUGAGGACACAUGGUUGCUAGGCAACAUCAACCAGACGGGGUACUUCCGGGUGAACUACGACCUCCAUAACUGGAGGCUCCUCAUUGAACAGCUGAUGACCAAUCCUGAGAUAAUCUCUGUCGGCAACAGGGCGGGUCUCAUCGAUGAUGUCUUCAAUCUGGCGAGGGCCGGUUAUCUGCCUCAGAAUGUGCCCCUCCAGAUCAUCUGCUACCUCCCGCAGGAGAGAGAGUUCCUCCCCUGGCACGCCGCCAGUCGAUCCCUGUACCAGCUGGACAAGCUGCUGGACCGGACAGAAGACUACAACCUCUUUAGUGACUUUGUGCUGAAACAAGUGGCCUCUAAGUACCAUAAGAUGGGCUGGCCCUCAGCUCUCACCGACGGGUCCAUCCUGCAGACAUCUUAUCAGAUUGAAGAGCUGCAGAGGGAGGUGAUCAUGCUGGCCUGCAGUUUUGGGAACAAGCAGUGUCACCGGCAGGCCGUGUCACUCAUCUCUGAUUGGAUCUCAAGCAACAAGAACAGAAUACCGCCUAAUGUGCGAGACAUCGUGUACUGUACAGGCGUGUCCCUGAUGGACGAGGACGUAUGGGAGUUCAUCUGGAUGAAGUUCCACUCAUCCACAGCCAUCUCAGAGAAGAAGGUCCUCCUGGAGGCACUCACCUGCAGCGACAACGGCUUCCUGCUCAACCGGCUGCUCAAUCUGUCUCUGAGUUCGGAUCUGGUGCCGGAUCAAGACGUCAUUGAUGUCAUCAUCCACGUGGGACGGAACCCCCACGGCAGACAGCUGGCCUGGAGGUACUUCAGAGAGAAGUGGGACGUCCUGAAUUCGCGGUAUGGAGAGGCUUUAUUCAUGAAUUCGAAGCUAAUCAGCGGGGUGACUGAAUUCCUAAACACAGAGACGGAACUGAACGAGCUGAAAGAAUUCAUCCAGAUCAGUGGAGGAGGGGCGGGUCCAGCUUUCGCCCGGGCCGUGGAGAUCGUAGAGGCCAACGUGAGAUGGCACAGUCUCCAUGAACGCCAGUUCUUCCAGUGGCUAAGGAAGUCACCCAACGGUUAACGCGCAGCCCACAGGGAACAGCCCCAAGCAUGGCCUCUCUUUGAAACUAUUAUAGACCCAAUGACAGCGGGCGGAGAAAUUAUCUAAAGAUUUUUUUUAAAACACGCACAGAAAACAUUCAUAUUUUAAUUUGAAUUGCAAAAUAAAGCAUUUACCCCCCUAGCCCCGGCCCACCCCCCAAACCUAAAAAAAAAGAAACUGGCAAGCAAGAGUGAAAGGGAACGUCAUAAGAGUGUUAGAGUGGUAACCGAAAUGUUGCUGGUUUGAAUCCCUGGGCUGACAAGGUGGGAAAAUAUUUCGUUAUGCCCUUGAGUAAGGCACUCAAUUCUAAUUGCUCCUGCUCUGUAUAGGAGUGACUGCAAAAUGUAAGUGUGGAAGAGUUAAGAUGGACGAUGUGGGCCAAUGAGGAUGCCCAAUUGGCCCGAAUGUUGAAGGUGGAUUUGAUUUGGUAUAAAUAUUGCAUGGUGGCAUUCAUCUGCAGAGACAUUUUUAUUUUCAGCGCAUGGUGUUCAACCCUAUUCUGAUUGGUUUUCCCCUGAGCUGAUCCCCAUUACCUUGUCAAUGACCUUUGAACCUCAGGUCAAGUGUUUGUAGCCUAUGAGGGGAACGACAAGAGCUACAGGAAAAUGAAGAGGAAACGGACAUGGCUGCAAUACUAUCUGUAAGAGGAACAGUAAAAAAAAAGCACAAGUCGUUUUUUGUCACGAUGACAAUCAGUCAGUAUUUUGAUUGAGACAAAAGCAAAGAGGAACUGUAAUGCAACAGAAAAUAUGUGUACCUAAAAAGUUUGAACCGUUCCCCUCUCUUUGAGGGGGACUAGUUGUGCGACGUCUGGAGCAUAUGGACAGGAUCUGCCAGCUGAUGUGGUGUUUGUUUUUGUGCGUGACGUGUUCUUAAAUAACUUAUCCUCCUCGUCCAAAAGCGUGUCCUGAAUAACGUUAGGGACUGAUUUUUGAUUUCUUUCCUGAACCCAGGAAGCAUAGAGGAAGCAAGAGCAAGGUGAUUCCCUACAACUGAAGGAGUCACCGUAUUCAAUAUUGAUCGAUUCUCAUAAAUAGCAGCAUUUAUAUUUCCUGUUUGCACUGGAGUGUCCUUGAAUUAUACCGUUUAGGUGUUUGAGUAAAAAUAAAAAAUAAUAAAAAGUU
Esox lucius (northern pike) is the source of this 4937-nucleotide messenger RNA. Its product is annotated as thyrotropin-releasing hormone-degrading ectoenzyme. The transcript is spliced from 20 exons. Gene Ontology annotation, molecular function: zinc ion binding; peptide binding; metalloaminopeptidase activity. Gene Ontology annotation, biological process: peptide catabolic process; proteolysis. The record is from RefSeq and is a predicted model, not a curated record. Gene Ontology annotation, cellular component: cytoplasm. NCBI's taxonomy places the organism in Eukaryota, Metazoa, Chordata, Actinopteri, Esociformes, Esocidae. The coding region runs from base 709 to 3792 and encodes 1027 amino acids.